AUGCUGGUUCAUAGAUGGGGAGCCAGACGAGGUGGAGGAUUUGGGGACUCCAAUUCAGGGGUUGAUGACUACGAUGAAGGAGGAUUCAGAAGCGACUCUGGAGGGAGAGGGGGCCGGGGAGGCUUCCGUCAAGAUUCGACCGAGGAAGGUAGAGAUGGCGGAGAAAAUGCAGGUCCCAAAGUGAUCUACGUGCCUCCGCCUCCCCCUGAGGAGGAGAACUCCAUAUUUGCUCACUACGCGUCCGGGAUCAACUUUGAUAAGUACGACAACAUCCUGGUGGACGUCAGUGGGGACAACCCACCUCCCGCCAUAAUGAAAUUUGAAGAGGCAGGCCUGUGUGAGACCUUGAGCCGGAACGUUGGCAAGUCGGGCUACGUGAAGCCCACGCCCGUGCAGAAGCACGGCAUCCCCAUCAUCACCGCAGGGCGGGACCUGAUGGCCUGCGCGCAGACCGGUUCUGGGAAGACGGCGGCGUUCCUGCUUCCCAUCCUGCAGCAGCUGAUGGCGGACGGCGUGGCGGCCAGCCGCUUCAGCGAGGUCCAGGAGCCCGAGGCCAUCAUCGUGGCCCCGACCCGGGAGCUCAUCAACCAGAUCUUCCUGGAGUCCCGGAAGUUUGCCUUUGGGACGUGCGUGCGCACGGUGGUGGUGUACGGAGGCGUGAGCACGGGGUACACAAUCCGGGAGGUGCUGAAGGGCUGCAACGUGCUGUGCGGGACUCCCGGAAGGCUGCUGGACAUUAUUGGACGAGGAAAGGUGGGACUGAGCAAGCUUCGCUACCUGGUGCUGGACGAGGCCGACCGCAUGCUGGACAUGGGCUUUGAGCCGGACAUGCGCCGGCUGGUGGGGUCCCCCGGCAUGCCCUCCAAAGAGGAGCGCCAGACGCUGAUGUUCAGCGCCACCUACCCCGAAGACAUCCAGAGGAUGGCUGCGGAUUUCCUGAAGAAGGACUACCUGUUCCUGGCGGUGGGGCAAGUGGGCGGGGCCUGCAGUGAUGUGGAGCAGAACGUGAUCCAGGUGACCCAGUUCUCCAAGAGAGACUCGCUGAUGGAGUUCCUGAAAACCACGGGCUCAGAACGCACAAUGGUUUUUGUGGAAACAAAAAGAAAAGCAGAUUUUAUUGCAACUUUUUUGUGCCAGGAGAAUGUACCUACCACAAGUAUACAUGGCGACCGAGAACAGCGGGAGAGGGAGCAGGCUCUGGCAGAUUUCCGCACCGGGAAGUGCCCUGUCCUGGUGGCCACCUCGGUCGCAGCCAGAGGGCUGGACAUUGAGCAUGUGCAGCACGUGGUGAACUUUGACCUGCCCUCCAACAUCGACGAGUAUGUGCAUCGCAUCGGGAGGACAGGACGAUGUGGGAACACGGGGAGAGCGAUGUCCUUCUUUGACCCUGAGGCCGACACCCCGCUGGCCCGCUCUCUGGUUAAAGUCCUCGCAGGGGCUCAGCAGGAAGUACCGUCAUGGCUGGAAGAAAUAGCCAGUGGUGCUCAUGGCACCAUGGGGUUCAAUCCUCGCGGGAAGGUGUUCGCCUCUACCGACACUCGCAAAGGUGGAGCCUUCCAGAGGGAGAAUGGCAGGCAGCCAGCUGUCCAGAGCCAGCCGGCAGAUGAGGACGAAUGGGAAUGAAUUGUCAUUUCCCCUUUUCCUUUUUGUUUAUUUUUUUAAUUAAUUUUUUUAUAAACCUUGCUAUAUGUAGUAUUGAGUUUUUGAAAUUGGGUUGUUAGAUUUUGAUACCCGUUUUCCAUUUUUAUUUAUGUUUUGGAUGACUGAGUGGGCAAAAUUUGCACAUCAGUAACUGAUAUAUUUUCUUGCAAUUGUUGUAUGGCAAUUACUAUGCCUCAACCUGGGUUCUACAGUGUCACCAACUCGUGAAGGAUUUGGCCAAACUGGAAGCUAGUUUCACAAAUCAAUGUUGUAAUGGGUGUUAAUCAAGUAUUGGGCACUUGUGGUUUUCUUUCAUCGUCUUUAAAUCGCAUGAGCCAUCACUGGCGCACUCCUUUUUGCAGAUUAGGUCACAAAAAUAGUUUUCAGUGAGGUUAGUUAGUGUGAUUUGACACUAUAAUAGGCUUUAAAGUAGUUGCGUGCUGAAUUUACCCGUUACCAUUUGUAAUACCCGGGAUACGUUUGAUUUUGAAAUGCUACAAAAAUGUAGCCUGCUGCCUUCAAGAUGAAUAGUUAUGUUCGCUUCAAGCAUUCAAGAUUGACCUUAUGUUUGCAGGUUAUGUUGCUUAAGCAAAAUAUUUUGUGAAUGCCUGAGUUGAAGACUUAGGAAAUAUGGAUGUUUGGCAUACUUUUGAGAAAUGUGCCGAACUGAACUAGUGAAUAAACUAGUUGUUACAUUUA
Molecule: messenger RNA, 2340 nt
Organism: Anguilla rostrata (American eel)
Lineage: Eukaryota; Metazoa; Chordata; Actinopteri; Anguilliformes; Anguillidae
Gene: ddx4
Product: DEAD (Asp-Glu-Ala-Asp) box polypeptide 4
Exons: 15
Coding region: 1-1623 (540 amino acids)
Biological process (GO): gamete generation; cell differentiation
Cellular component (GO): nucleus; P granule
Molecular function (GO): RNA helicase activity; RNA binding; ATP binding
Source: RefSeq, a predicted model, not a curated record